Messenger RNA from Hydra vulgaris (swiftwater hydra), 1197 nucleotides. RefSeq lists its product as uncharacterized. NCBI's taxonomy places the organism in Eukaryota, Metazoa, Cnidaria, Hydrozoa, Anthoathecata, Hydridae. The record is from RefSeq and is a predicted model, not a curated record.
AUGAAGAGAAGAUUUUAUAGUGGUGCAAUUCAAAUUGAACAAGCUAUCCAAACUCAAAGUGUGAGUGACAAUGGUAACAUUGAAAAUAUAGUUGUUCCAAUUGCAGAAGACCCAAUUUUGGAACAACAACCAGCAGGAAAUUUAAAUAUUGUAAACCAGGAACGGGUUGAAACUGAAAUCUCAUUACAGGAAAAUGCAGGUGAAAAUAAAAUUGGAGAUAUGGAAACAGAAAUAACUGAUCCGAUUCAUCAAGGUAAUCUUUCUGCCAGAUGGGGCAUCAGUAGAGGUUGGAGAAGAUUGAAAGAUCAUAUUCCGUCGCACGAAAGUUCAAUUUACCAUAAAGCAAACUAUGUUGUAUGGAAACCUGCUAGUAGAGCAGCAUUAUGUGAAACUUCAGUGGAUAAUUUACUUUUAUCAGAACUCAAGACUGAAACUGAAAUUUGGAAAAAAUUAUUCCAACGUAUUCUAGAUGCUAUUAUUUUUCUUUCUGAACGUGGAUUAGCACUUUUUGGCUCUAACCAACGAAUAGCUGAGCAUGUUAAACAUGUUCAAGAAUCACAACAGUAUAAGCAGCGAAUACAAGCUCAUUAUCUUUCAAUGCGAAUUCAGAACGAAUUUAUUGAUAUUUGUAGUUCACACGUUCAAACAGCAAUCCUCCACGAAAUUGUGAAAGCAAAAUAUUUUUCAAUAAUAGUUGAUGCUACUCCAGAUUGCUCGUACAAGGAACAAACUACUCUGAGAAAUCGCUGCUCGAACAAUAGAAAUAUUGAAAACUUUGAAGCUGGAUUUCGAAGAAUUGGUCAAGCUUACGACAACAGUGCUAAUAUGGCUGGAAAGUAUAAUGGGGGGCAAGCGGUUUUGAUACAACAAAAUCUAAACUGUAUGUUUUCUAGCUGCGGAAAUCACUCAUUAAAUUUAGUUGGUGUCGAUUGCGCUGAAUCAUGCAAAGAAGCAGUAACGUAUUUCGGAACAAUUCAGCAAACGCACAAUUUAUUGAGUAGCAGUCUUCAAAGGUGGGAAAUUUUAAAACAACAUCUUCCUGUUUCGUUGCAUGGAAUGUCCAAAACAAGAUGGUCAGCACGGAUUGAUGGUGUUAAACCAGUUACACAAUAUUUAAACCCAGUAAGAAGUGCUUUAAACGAACUUGGGGUGCUACAUUUAACAGCCCAGGCUAAAAUAGAACUCGAUGCCAUUUAA